Molecule: messenger RNA, 1192 nt
Organism: Paramecium pentaurelia
Lineage: Eukaryota; Ciliophora; Oligohymenophorea; Peniculida; Parameciidae
Source: the annotation of a GenBank genome assembly
AUGCUUUUCUUGAUUAAAUUCCUCUUUUUUCUAAUUCAAGUGUUCCUUUAAGUGAUUUUAAUAAAAUUCCAUCAUUUCCUUAAAUAUCAUUAAAUUCAAUUUAAACAUUAAGUAAUGAAAUAAUUAAAGAAAUUAAACCUAUUUUCAAUGUAAUUAUUUAUUUAUUUAAUAAUUAUAGAAUUAAUUAAAAUAAAUUAAAUAAUAAAAUAAUAUUAAAGGAAUCAUUAAAUAAGACAAUAAUUAUUAAUUUAAUUUAAUCUAAAAUCAUUCAAUUCAAUAAAAUUAAAGGUGUAAUGCAAUAGCUUUUAAUAAAGAUAAUUCUAUUGUAUUAGCUACUUGUGAAAAUGAUAUUAAAGUAUUUGAAUUUAAAUAAGAACAAUUGAGAUAAACUUAAAUUCUAAGUGAACAUAAGGAUUUUGUUACUACUUUAAAUUUCAUGAAGAAAUCUAAUCAAUUUAUUUCUGCAAGUUUUGAUAAAUAGAUUCUAAUAUGGUCUAUGAAUCAUAAUAAUUAAUGGAUUAGGUAAUAGAAAUUGAAUGGAGAUUCUUAUUCAAGUUGUUGUUUAGUAUUGAACAAAAAUGAAGAUCUUAUCAUUUUAGGAUGUAAUGAUAAUACAAUUAAAUUUUGGAUGAAGCAGAAUGAAUGGCUAUGUUCAUAAACUUUUACAGAUCAUACAGGUAAUGUAUGUGGAUUAAGUUUGAAUGAUUAAUAGAAUAAAGUAAUAUCUUGUGGAUAUGAUUAUUUAAUAUUAAUAAUAGAAUAGACAUUAUAAGGUUAUAAAUGGAAUGUAAUAUAAAAGAUAUCAAUUUAAAUGUUUGGUUAUCGAUUAUGCUUCAUCAAUGAUAAUUUAUUCGCAUUUUAAUCUUAUAAUCAAGAUUUAAUGCAUGUUUAUGAGAUGAGUAUUACUAAUAAAUAGUAUAUAAAAACAAAAGAUAUUUCUGUGAAAAGGGGUGGUAAAUGUGCGUUUUUCUUUCCUUAAUAAUAUAUACAUUCAAAAUGUUUACUUGUUAAUAAGAAUGGUUGUUAUGUUAAUUUGAUAAGGAAAAACCAAAAUGGUGAUUUUAUAUCAUUAUAAUCUAUUGAUUAUGGAACUAGUGAUCUAUAUGGAUAAAUGAGUGAAGAUGGAGAGUAUUUGAUUACUUGGGAUGAUAAAUCAAAAUAAAUAUAAAUUAGAAAAUGUCAUUAUGAGUGA